This is a messenger RNA of Onychostoma macrolepis, 2660 nucleotides long. RefSeq names its product suppressor of fused homolog (Drosophila) (gene sufu). Bases 207 to 1700 code for a protein of 497 amino acids. Gene Ontology annotation, molecular function: transcription factor binding. The record is from RefSeq and is a predicted model, not a curated record. Lineage: Eukaryota; Metazoa; Chordata; Actinopteri; Cypriniformes; Cyprinidae. The transcript is spliced from 13 exons. Gene Ontology annotation, cellular component: cytoplasm; nucleus.
UCAAUCAAAGUGUUAGCCACGUCCCCUUUUUGGACAUCAAACACAGAGGAAACUGCAACAGGGGCUAAACAUAGGGGGGAAAGUGUUGCAAGUCGUUUUUACAAUAUCGGUGGUUUAAUCGCCUUUUUUAAUCGUAAAUUUUAAAGAAUACCGUUUUUUCCUGCUUCUCGACAACUUUUUUCCCAGUUUGGUGCGGCCGUGUGGGGAUGGAUGGGAUGCGGCCUAGCAGCGGAGCAGCAGCGCACCUCGGCCUCGCCUCGAUCUUUCCCCCGGGAUUGCAGGCCAUUUAUGGGGAAUGCAGGCGUCUGUAUCCCGAUCAGGCGAACCCGCUGCAAGUCACAGCCAUUGUGAAGUAUUGGUUAGGGGGUCCAGAUCCUUUGGACUACAUUAGUAUGUACAGAAACUUGGGAUGUCCUGGACAAGACGUACCUGAACACUGGCACUAUGUCAGCCUGGGUCUAAGUGACUUGUAUGGGGACAACAGAGUUCAUGAAUUCACAGGUCAAGAGGGCCCAAGUGGUUUUGGUUUUGAGCUCACAUUUCGGCUGAAGAGAGAAACAGGAGAGACGGCACCCCCUACCUGGCCAGCUGAGCUCAUGCAAGGCUUGGCUCGUUACGUGUUUCAAUCAGUAUACAGUCCUCUCAGACGAAUCGUUUGCUCUGCAACAGAAAACACAUUCUGUAGUGGCGAUCACAUUUCGUGGCACAGUCCGUUGGACAACAGCGAGUCUAGAAUCCAGCAUAUGCUACUAACGGAGGACCCUCAGAUGCAGCCGGUGCAGACCCCCUUUGGUCACGUCAGCUUCCUUCAGAUUGUGGGUGUUUGCACAGAGGAGCUGCAGGCAGCGCAGCAGUGGAACGGUCAAGGCAUUCUGGACCUGCUGAGAGGAGUGCACAUUGCUGGGGGUCCAUGGUUAAUCACUGACAUGAGAAGAGGGGAAACUAUAUUUGACAUUGAUCCACACUUGCAAGAACGAGUGGAUAAGGGCAUAGAGACGGACGGCUCUAACCUGAGUGGGGUCAGUGCCAAGUGCGCCUGGGAUGACUUGAGCCGACCUCCUGAGGAUGAGGACGACAGCAGGAGCAUUUGCAUUGGGUCACAGCCACGCAGGCUGUCCGACAAAGACACUGAACAGAUUAGAGAAGCCCUGAGGAAAGGACUGGAGAUUAACAGCAAGUCUGUCCUGCCUCCCAUCAGCAGUCAGAGGCACAGUCACGACCGGCCACAACAAUCAGUUGGACAUUUCCAGACCCAGCAGAUAUCAAGGAGCCGUAAGGACAGUCUAGAGAGCGAGAGCUCGGCUGCUAUUGUCCCUCAUGAGUUGGUGCGAACACGACAGCUGGAAAGCGUGCAUCUGAAGUUCAACCAGGAGUCUGGGACUCUUCUCCCACUGUGCCUCAGAGGUCGUCUGCUUCAUGGCCGACAUUUCACAUAUAAAAGCAUUAAUGGAGACACGGCAAUCACCUUCGUAUCCACUGGGGUAGAAGGGGCCUUUGCCACAGAAGAGCAUCCAUAUGCUGCUCAUGGACCGUGGUUACAGAUACUACUUACUGAGGAGUUUGUAGAGCAGAUGCUAGCUGACGUUCAGGAUUUGAGCACCCGUGAAGUGUCUAAGCUGCCGAAGGAGUACAGCUGGCCCGAUAAGAAGCUAAAGAUCUCUGUCCUGCCAGACACAGUGUUUGACAGCCCACUGCAAUAAGACUGGGAGCACACUGUCCCUGAUUACAAACCCACAUCUACAGAAAGGAGCUCAACUCUUUGUGCCUACAGACAGCUGAAGGAAACAGACAUUCAGACACUUCCCCUUUUCCCAGAGAGCAUCGUAGAUGAUUGCACAUGACACAUUUCUUUUACAUGUACAACAUUUUGUGUUUUCCGUUAUACCACUUGUGUUUGCAUCGGUCUACCUAUUCACUCUUAAGGAAAAAUUGUUGAUUGUUUUUCUGGUCUGUUUCAAAAAACACAUUUCUUGUUGAACGUUUAGCAGCACGAGACAAUGUGCAAGCACUGGUGCCUUUUUCACCUUAGAAUGGACUGAAGUUACAUUUUAAAAGAAAAUUUGCUUUUCUAAAUCCUGCUUGUAAUGUGAAGGAAAGCAUGUUUUUAAGCAUGUUUAUAAAAAAAAAAAAUCUGGUUUGCAUAUAUAAAAUACAGCUGUGCCUAUUUAAGGUUGAUGAUAUUUCAUAAGGUCUUCAUUUAGUUGUCAAACAAUAGGUGGUUAGUCAGUUCACCUUCACAAUACCAAAGCCUGUACAGAAUGGAUGUUUUCUAAACCUCAUGUCAAAUGUUAAGUUGAGAAGCAUGAAAUAGUUCCCUGAUCUUUCUUUUGUUUAUUUUUGUUAACUAUUUUACUUGUAUUGAAGUUCAUUUCAUUUGACUUUAUGAUUGCAUUCCAAGCCUCUUUAUAGGGAAGCAAACUAACUGGUUCCUGGACGGCAGUCUAUUUUCUAGAAUGUGCAUUUGUUAUUUUUGGGAUGUGUGCUCAAUAAUAUAGGUCAAAGUUUAAAAAAAGAACCUCUAUUAGUGCUUUUGAAAAGAUGAAUUUAAUUAGUGUACUGGCGUUUUUUUUUAUAUUCUGGAGAAUCACUACACUGCCUGUGGUUUUGUUACCCUUAAGUGCAUUAAAGUUAUUUACAUAAAUCGGGAUGUUUGUGUUGAU